AUGGCGGUUGAAGGACCCAUGCAGUGCGUCUUGCUCAGCAUCCUCCUAGCGGUAACAAGCGGAAGUGCAUCGCCAAUUCUUCGAGGAAACCUGGCUCUGCGUCAGAUACCACCAACGUGGACGCUGUGCCCCAAUGGUUUCACCAUAUUGGGAGGGAAAUGUUACUACUUUGACAUCAUCCACCUCUCAACGUGGAUUGAGAGUAACCAUUUUUGUGAAGCCUUCGGCGCUAAAUUGGUCAGUGUUGAGACGAAAGAAGAGCAUAUGGCAAUAAGAGGACAACUGCUGAGAUAUAAAGAUUCAUAUAAGUCUCUGGGAUUCUGGACGAGUGGACAUGACAUCCUUCAGUCAGGACACUGGGUAUGGGCUUCCACCUAUUCCCCUAUCGGUUCAUUCACAGCCUGGGGGCCAGGCGAACCAAACCACCCAGACACAGAGCAUUGCCUUCAAUACUACAAAGCGACCAGCUACACAUACGAAUGGAAUGACCGCGGGUUUCUUCGAGGAAACCUGGCUCUGCGUCAGAUACCACCAUCGUACUGGACACUGUGCCCCAAUGGUUUCACCAUAUUGGGAGGGAAAUGUUACUACUUUGACACCACCCACCUCGCAACGUGGAUUGAGAGUAACCAUUUUUGUGAAGCCUUCGGCGCUAAAUUGGUCAGUGUGGAGACGAAAGAAGAGCAUACGGCAAUAAGAGGGCACCUGCUGAAAUAUGACGGUUCAUAUGAUGGUACGGCCUUCUGGACAAGUGGACAUGACAUCCUUCAGCCAGGUUACUGGGUGUGGGCUUCCACCUAUUCCCCUAUCGUUUCAUUCACAGCCUGGGCUCCAGGCGAACCAAGCAGCCCAAACGAGCAUUGCCUUGUUUACUACAAAGGGGUCCAAUACCAAUGGAAUGACGGACCUUGCGACGAUAAGCAACAUUUUAUUUGCGAAAAGGAGAUCACAAUGCCGAUUUCAUUUGGUUUGUGAAAUGCACGGGACAAAUUGUUGUAAACUAUACGGCUAACUAUGAAUGUGCUUUUGUAGAUUUAUUACAGCACAAUGGAAUUGAAUAAUGAAACGAUUUGCAGACAGUAGUUGACUUAUUUGAAACAAUCUUAUGAUUCAUCUGAAAAUCUUAAGUUAUACCUAGGCUUAUCUUCAGGUCAAAAUCGCACUAAAAGGUUUAUAAAUUAGUCGUGACUUGACCAA
Lingula anatina is the source of this 1197-nucleotide messenger RNA. Its product is annotated as salivary C-type lectin 2. The record is from RefSeq and is a predicted model, not a curated record. Lineage: Eukaryota; Metazoa; Brachiopoda; Lingulata; Lingulida; Lingulidae.